Vicia faba (fava bean) is the source of this 723-nucleotide messenger RNA. The record is from the annotation of a GenBank genome assembly. NCBI's taxonomy places the organism in Eukaryota, Viridiplantae, Streptophyta, Magnoliopsida, Fabales, Fabaceae.
AUGGCUGCAACUCUUCAAACUCUGCGACUUCCUUUUCAUCCAUCUAUCACACCCCUAAAUUCAUAUCCUUUCCCAACCUCUACCGUCCAUUACUCCCCCAAAUCAAGCACCUUCAAGGGUUCAUCUGUCGCCACCCGCAACAAACCAGUACCUUCUUCCAAAGCUUCCAAUUCGCAGUACAGUCCCACUGUUACCGAAAAUCUCGCUGACAUUAGCAUUUUCUCGGCCGCCGGUGAGCCCGGAAUAGCUGUGGUUGCACUUUUAAGGCACUUUGGAUGUCCAUGCUGCUGGGAAUUUGCUUCAACUUUGAAAGAAUCCAAGUCAAGGUUUGAUUCAGCUGGUGUCAAGCUAAUUGCAGUGGGUGUUGGUGCCCCCAAUAAAGCCCGUAUUCUUGCCCAACGAUUGCCAUUUCCAAUGGAUUGCCUUUAUGCAGACCCUGACCGCAAGGCAUAUGAUUUUCUAGACCUCUACUACGGGUUUGGCCGUACUUUCUUCAAUCCAGCCAGUGCAAAGGUGCUAUCGAGAUUUGACGCUCUACAAAAAGCAACCAAAAACUAUACAAUAGAAGCCACUCCAGAUGAUAGGACUGGUGUUUUGCAACAGGGAGGGAUGUUUGUGUUCAGAGGGAAAGAGCUAUUAUAUGCAAGGAAAGACGAAGGAACAGGUGAUCAUGCCCCAUUAGAUGAUGUUUUUGAUGUUUGCUGCAAAGUUUCUGUUGCUUAA